AUGUCGUCAAAAUUUCGAUUAUUUUGGUCGAGUUGCGCAGCGUUAAGAUUAUACGGAAGUCAUCAUGUGAACCCGCGUGGGAAUUUCAAAUUCGUCGGUCGCCAGCUCUUCGUGCCCAACAACGCACUGCGGAGAAACUUUCAUUUGUCGUCGACCUGUUGGCGGACCAUAAGCGGUACGGGACCGGCGGCCGGCGGAUACCAGACAGGUAUACUUUGCCCGAGGUGCGGCAACACCAUUUUAGAGUUCUUUUUGACCACCGACAAGUUUGUGAGAUGCCAGAAGUGUUUUCACGUUUUCAAAACGAUAACCGCCAAAGAGAUGCAAUACAGAAUUCGCUCGGAGGCCGCCGAGGCCGAUAAAAAGAAACACAAACUGACGCCAAAAGAAAUAGCCGACCACUUGGACAAAUACGUGAUCGGACAGAAACUGGCCAAGAAAGUGUUGUCCGUGGCCGUGUACAACCACUGUAAACGGAUUUCGCACAGCGCCGAGGCGCAGAGCGGCAAGCGCGAUGCCGUCGUCCGGCACAUGGACGACGUGUGGAAUUCCCGGGAGUUCUUCCCGGUCAACCACGCGCUGGACGCGCCGCACUUGAACGCCGCGGACAAGGGCGACGAAGACGACAAGUUCUCGGCGAUGUUCAAGAACACCACGUUGGACAAGAGCAACAUCAUGCUGAUCGGGCCCACGGGGAGCGGCAAAACACUGUUGGCGCAGUCCGUCGCCAAGCACUUGGACGUGCCGUUCGCCAUAUGCGACUGUACCAAUUUGACGCAGGCCGGUUACGUGGGCGAAGACAUCGAGAGCGUGAUCGCGAAACUGUUGAAGUCGGCCAACUCGGACGUGAACAAGGCGCAGACGGGAAUCGUGUUCCUGGACGAGAUCGACAAAAUCUUCGCCGCGUCCGGGCACCACCAGUGGAGAGACGUCAGCGGCCAAGGCGUCCAGCAGGCCAUGUUGAAGAUGCUCGAAGGCACGGUGAUGAACGUGACCGACAAGAGCAGCCGAAGAGCCCGUGCCGAAACCAUGUCGGUGGACACGACCAACAUACUGUUCGUGGCGUCCGGCGCGUUCACCGGGCUCGACAAGCUCAUCGGUCGCCGCACCCAGACGAAUAGCUUCGGCUUCGCCGGCCGUCGACAACAGCCGACCGACGGGGAUCUUACGUUAUCGUCAUCGUCGUCGUCGUCGCCGUCGUCCGACAGGUCGGACGUGGAAAAACAAAACGCCGAAAGAGACGAGUUGCUGAAGAAAGUCACUCCCCGCGACCUCGUCCAGUUCGGCAUGAUCCCCGAGUUUGUGGGCAGGUUCCCGGUGCUGGUGCCGUUCCACUCGCUCAACCGAAAAUUGCUCGUUGAAAUUCUGACCGAACCGAAGAACAGCACGAUCAAACAGUUCCAACUGCUGUUCGGCAUGGACAAAGUCGACCUGACGUUCACCGAAGACGCGCUGCUGGCGAUCGCCGAACAGGCGCUGGAAAGAAACACCGGCGCCCGCGGGUUACGGUCCAUCGUCGAAUCCAUCCUGUUGGAUCCCAUGUACGAGUUGCCCGGGUCGGACGUGGUCAGCGUUCGUAUCACGGCCGAAAUGGUCACCGGGAAAAACCGCUUUCGUUACAUGCGUGGUGAUCGUCUGACCGACGACGACGAGACCAAAAGCCAAAAACCUAGUGUGACCUGCUCAAACGCCGAUAAACCACAAAAUUGA
Molecule: messenger RNA, 1710 nt
Organism: Adelges cooleyi (spruce gall adelgid)
Lineage: Eukaryota; Metazoa; Arthropoda; Insecta; Hemiptera; Adelgidae
Product: ATP-dependent Clp protease ATP-binding subunit clpX-like, mitochondrial
Exons: 1
Coding region: 1-1710 (569 amino acids)
Biological process (GO): proteolysis; protein catabolic process
Cellular component (GO): mitochondrial matrix
Molecular function (GO): ATP binding; ATP hydrolysis activity
Source: RefSeq, a predicted model, not a curated record